UCAAAGUACAGACCGACUAAUUCUAAUCUGUGGAUAGACAUGAAAAUUGUCCACAGGUAGGCUACACUCUGACUGAUGUGUAACAUUGGAAACACGAAUAUCAAAGUUGCCCAGAACGCAUCACGAAAUCUAUUAUUUUACUGACACAAUGUAAAAUAAACAGUCCAAGAUGCAAACUCGGCUUGAUUGCUACUUAGCUGUUGCUUCAGAAUCUGUCACAUAAACUCGACCCAUCCUCCUCCAUCACAGAGACGCUCACUGUGCGCACACAGACCACCCAACCACUCCGCCUCUGUCUCUGGACUUGUGCGUAAAGAGGGUUUGGCACAAGACGCCGCGGCGCGUAAACAAAAGCACAUCGUCAGCGCCGCUGCUGCCCAGUCUGCCCAGAUGAAGUGAGCGGUCAUUCCCACUGGUCUGAACAGACAGCGGACUUCACUCGGAUUGGAUUCUUUUUUGUGAUUCGGAAGCCUCGCGUGGACGAGAGCAAAUUCGACCCUCUAAUAGCCAAUUUAGCCGAAACGUUUUCAUUUAAAGGUUGCAAACAGACUUUUGUUCUUCCUUCAAGCUGGAGAACCAAGAGAGAAAUUAAAUCUUUUGGAAAACCGGACUUAAAGGUAAAUUCUCGCUUAAUGUCUUCCAUUUUUAAGUUGCUUCGUCGUUUCAAGCAUUUUUGGAAUCAACCAGAAUAUAGUCAAAUUAGCAGAUGAUGAAAUAGUUCACAUACCUUGUCAGGUUUACGCGCGGUAAAGUUGAACGUGUGUGUUUUCAGGGGCCAUGCCGUGCGUCCAGACCCAGUGCAGCUCCUCGCCACAAGGCGCCAGCCCCGCGUCUCAGAGCGCCGGCGCGGAGUGCAGCUGCGACUUCCUCACGCCGGAGUUUGUCAAGUUCAGCAUGGACCUGACGAACAGCGAGCUCUCGGCUGCCUCAUCCGGACCCUGUUUCGGCAACUCCGCGGACGGCUACGGCGCCGGCUACGACGCGAAGCCGCAGUGCGUCUUCCAGAUGCCCGCGGUCCAGGCGGAGCUGUGCGUCAAAGUGGAGGAUGCGCACGGAUGUCCGCGCUAUCAGACUCCCCUUCAGUCAUCCCCCACCUCGGAUGACUUGCUCUCCUCCCAGAGCUCCGUGUAUUACUACCGCGCCCCCUCACCGCACGGCUUCCACCCGCCGCAUGGACACAUCUGGGAGGAUUCCGGCUCUCUGUACAAAAACGCGCUUUCCAGGUUUUCCCUGUUUUCUCUGAAGCACACGCCGCACGGUACCCAGCGCUACCCCACCUGCCAGAUGAAAUUUGACGUCUCCAUGAACUUGGACGCGGGCGGUUGCGGGUCGCACCACCAACAAGGGAAAGCCCUCGGAAUGGGCUUCCCUCGCCCUCUCCAGUUCUCCCAGAGCCACCACUUUAUGGAAUACCAGAGCUCUGUCGGAGCCGCGCGAGGAGCGAUGAGCUCGGAGGGGCUGUGCGCGGUGUGCGGGGACAACGCAGCCUGUCAGCAUUAUGGCGUCCGCACCUGCGAGGGCUGCAAGGGCUUCUUCAAGCGAACGGUGCAAAAAAAAGCCAAAUAUGUGUGCCUGGCUGCAAAAAGCUGUCCUGUGGACAAGCGACGGCGGAACCGAUGCCAGUAUUGUCGCUUCCAGAAGUGCCUGGCGGUGGGAAUGGUCAAAGAAGUGGUGAGGACAGAUGGCCUUAAAGGCAGAAGAGGUCGUCUGCCGUCCAAGCCUAGAGCUUUGCCAGACUCGUUUUUACAUGGCAGCACCCUUCUGAGUGCGGUAGUUAGGGCACAUAUAGAGUCAAAUCCUCCAGCGUCUCGCCUGGACUACUCCAAAUUCAAGGAGAGUUCAGGGGACCUGCUGGGUGACGAUGCUCAACACGUCCGACAGUUCUACGACCUCUUGAUGAGAUCGAUGGAAGUCAUUCGGAGUUGGGCGCAGAGGAUCCCAGGUUUUGCCACCCUACCUAAACACGACCAAGACCUCCUCUUCUACUCAACCUUCCUGGAGCUGUUUGUCUUGCGGCUGUCGUACAGAUCCAACCCAGAGGAGGGGAAGCUGAUCUUCUGUGAUGGGUCGGUGUGGCAUCGGCUACAGUGCCUGCGAGGCUUCGGGGAGUGGAUUGACGGGAUUGUUGAGUUCUCCGCCAACCUGCAGAGGAUGAACCUGGACGUUUCCACCUUCUCCUGCAUCUGUACCCUAGCUUUACUCACCGAGCGCCACGGGCUGAAGGAGCCAAAGCGGGUUGAGGAGCUGCAGUGCAACGUGCUCAGGUGCUUAAAAGACAACGAAGCCGCCGGUCCGGAUGGAGGCUGCCCGAACCGCUGGUCCAACCACCUGUCCAGACUUCUGGAGAAACUGCCAGAACUUCGCACUUUGUGCAUCCAAGGCCUGCAGAGGAUUUUCUACCUGAAGCUGGAGGACCUGGUCCCACCGCCUGCUGUGAUAGAUAAGUUAUUCCUGGACACGCUGCCAUUUUAGAGACUUUUUUUUUUUCUUCCUUUAAAAAAAACAAAACAGAUGGAGGACUUUGACUUCUUCUUCCUUCUGAAAUCAUCAGUGAUUCCUGGCGGUCUGCAGUCUUUGCCCAGCGUGCAUGACCACGGUUUAAGAAUUUAAAUUCAAGUUGCUGGGUGAGUAUUUGGGCCAAACAAUUUGCAGAAAGCUGAUGAGUUUUGCCCACAGGAAAUGUGCAACUCUUUAUACAGUAACUGUAAAUGAAGCACAGCUACAUGUGUGAACACAUUUUCCUGUCUGUUCAGCUUGUAUAAAAGCAUUUUGAUACAAAACAAGCACUUCUUUUUUCAUGCUUCUAUUUAUUAGUGAAUUGUUAAGUAUUCUUAGUUACAAAAUGGUUUUCUGUGUUCAGUCUGUUAGUCAUGUCCAUGAUUUAAUAAAAGGCAAAGUUCAAAUUA
Molecule: messenger RNA, 2906 nt
Organism: Xiphophorus couchianus (Monterrey platyfish)
Lineage: Eukaryota; Metazoa; Chordata; Actinopteri; Cyprinodontiformes; Poeciliidae
Product: nuclear receptor subfamily 4 group A member 2-like
Exons: 6
Coding region: 778-2472 (564 amino acids)
Biological process (GO): regulation of transcription by RNA polymerase II; central nervous system neuron differentiation; dopaminergic neuron differentiation
Cellular component (GO): nucleus; transcription regulator complex
Molecular function (GO): zinc ion binding; RNA polymerase II cis-regulatory region sequence-specific DNA binding; nuclear receptor activity
Source: RefSeq, a predicted model, not a curated record